AUGCGUAUACUCUUCCCCGCCACGAGCGCCUCGGCGUACAAGAAGCACCCUUAUUCCAUCUGGGACUUCACUCCGGCCUCGUUCAGCUGUCCCCACGAGAUGGAACGCGUCGGUCGCUUGGGCGACGGUGGCAAAUGGGUUUGCGGCAUGUCGCGCUAUGUCAAUUUCCCAAGGAACCGCGAGUGUAUCAUCUACUCUUUCGGCGUCCGCGAUGAGUCCAGUUUUGAAAACGAAAUGCUAAGCCGCACGAAAUGCCGCGUUUGGGCAUACGACUUCUCCGUUGUCGACUUUGGCGAGCAGCUUGAAUCUGGCAACCGCGAAAGAGCCAGCUUCCUUCAGGCCGGUAUAGCUGGUAAGACAAACACGACAUUGAAGCCUCCUUUUUACAGCAUCAGCGACCUGAUGGAUAUGAACGGUCAUGAGUACAUUGACAUUCUCAAGGUGGACAUUGAGUUUGCCGAGUUCCAAUCUAUUGAGGGCCUUCACAGGGACUUUCCCAUCACUGCUGGUGAGCUCCCGAUCGGCCAACUGAUGGUUAAGAUCCAUUUAUUCGGCGGCCUGACAGCCUUCGGCUACCUUGACUGGUGGCAACGCCUCGAGUCUCGCGGUCUGCGCCCCACCUGGACCGAGCCCAACCUUCUCGCUGUUACUCUGAACUUGGACAACAAGAACCCGCUGCUCGCCGAAUACACCAUGAUCAACAUCCAUGACAGUAACAAUAUCUUGUUCGAUGGAAGAGGACUGUAA
This is a messenger RNA of Colletotrichum graminicola M1.001, 747 nucleotides long. RefSeq lists its product as uncharacterized. Bases 1 to 747 code for a protein of 248 amino acids. Lineage: Eukaryota; Fungi; Ascomycota; Sordariomycetes; Glomerellales; Glomerellaceae. The record is from RefSeq and is a predicted model, not a curated record. The transcript has 4 exons.